AGGUCCAAACGAUCAUCGUCACGGCAGAGUUCCCGUAAAAAACAGAGCGGAGGAAAACGGAAACGGAACAAAACCAUGAGCAGUAUCAGUCGGAAAUGGAAAAAGUUGUUAAUAGUCCUGUUCUUUACUGGUACUUGUACCUUCACAUACGCCGUCUUCAAACUGAACUCUUUUUCAAGUCACGUAAUGAGGAAAUACACUUCGGCAGACGACAGAGACUCUGGCGGGUCGGGUCAUGCAGGCGGCACGAUUCGAAAGGCGUCAGAUAACCGGCCGACUUAUUGUGAUCCGGAAAACCGUCUCGUGAAGACGGUAAACUGUGAAGCCAUCUUUAACAUGAACGAAACAGAAUUAGUGCAUGCAUUGAAUGUGAUGAAGGAUAUGAAGCCAACUCCGGAAGACGAAAUCCUUCGACAGUUUUCAGACUGUGAUAGCUUUAAAAAGAAACACAAUUAUAUUCUAGAUAUUUCUCCGGAAGAACAUAAGUUCCCACUUGCUUACAGCAUUUUGUUUUAUAAAGAUUUUGUCCAAGUUGAAAAACUUUUACGUGCCAUUUAUCGGCCUCAUAACUGGUACUGUUUACAUAUCGAUGCCAAGGCACCGUUCCAACUCCACUAUGCAGUCAUACAAUUGGUCACGUGUUUUGAUAAUGUAUUCAUCGCUUCCAAACUUGAAGAGGUCGUCUAUUCCUCAUUUUCUCGUCUGCAAGCUGACAUCAACUGCAUGAUGGAUCUCAUAUCGAGAAACGGCAGUUGGAAAUAUUUUAUCAACCUACCUAGUCAAGUGUACCCGCUUAAAACCAACGCUGAACUUGUAGAGAUUCUGAAGGUCUAUAAUGGAGCCAACGAUAUCGAAGGUAUCACUGGAAAGCGGAUGCUACCAGAACGAUAUCAAUACCGUCAUGCAAUUUACUUUUCACGUAAAGACGAAACUAGUUACAUCAAACGAACGAACAAAAGGAAAACACCACCGCCACACAAGAUCACUAUCGUCAAAGGUAGUGCGUAUGGCGUAUUCAGCAAGAGCUUUGUCCAGUAUAUUCUCUUUGACAAACGAGCACGAGAUCUUCUACAAUGGAUGCAAGACAUAUCCAGUCCGGAUGAAUAUUACUGGGCCACGUUGAACCAUCUCCAAAUUAACAAACACCUCAACACACCUGGAGGAUACAAAGGAGAUCCCAACACGAAACCAUGGUUGGCUACAUACGCUGGUUGGCGAGAAAAAGGUGACCCUUGUUUCGGCCGCUGGGUUCGAAAUAUCUGCGUGUUCGGAAUUGGUGAUAUUCUUUACCUCACAGAAAAGAAACAUUUAUUCGCGAAUAAGUUCUAUGUGAACCAGCAACCGUUAGCUUUAGAUUGCAUGGAAGAAUGGCUGUUGAAGAAGGCUUGCAAACCUCUUGAUCUGGAUCUUUCCUAUUACAAAGGACUUCCUUUUAUCAAGACAUGACAGCUGAUAUAAGAUCAAUGUAUUUCAUUCAGCCAGGAUGCAAACAGUUGACAGGCAGGUUCGAGUCAAGAAGAAGUGCUCCAGUGAUUGCUGGUUAUGUUUGUCAUAAAUUAUGAUAAUGUGUUUUUCCUUUAUUUUUCAUGAUGGUUUUUGUAUGUCUUUUAUAAUUUUUCAUGAUUAAAAAAAGAAAGAAAACAAAACAUA
Messenger RNA from Octopus sinensis (East Asian common octopus), 1650 nucleotides. RefSeq names its product N-acetyllactosaminide beta-1,6-N-acetylglucosaminyl-transferase-like. Gene Ontology annotation, cellular component: membrane. The transcript is spliced from 2 exons. The coding region runs from base 76 to 1446 and encodes 456 amino acids. Lineage: Eukaryota; Metazoa; Mollusca; Cephalopoda; Octopoda; Octopodidae. Gene Ontology annotation, molecular function: acetylglucosaminyltransferase activity. The record is from RefSeq and is a predicted model, not a curated record.